AUGGAUAAUUACACCAAUGAUGAAGACAUAGAUGAUGAGUUUGACACCCAGCUCAUCAUUCAACAGAGUUUACAGGAUAUUCACAAGCCGGAAACUACACAGCAGUCACCUGAAGAUGAGAGUUUUGGAAUUACAUUCAUGUUUUUUCUCUGCAGCUUUUUGAUUGCAGACUGUAAGAGGAUAGUUGAAACAAUAGAGACAGGUAAGGAAGAUGUAUUGUCAGGGUUGACCAAGUACCAUUCUGCUUUUGAUGAAGCAGAUGAGAUAGGCUGGCUUCCUCUCCAUAAGGCUGCAGUGCAAUUAAAUAGGAACAUUUUGGAAAUAACCCUGAAAGCCUCAAAACCCAGUGUGUGGGAGCAAACCACCAACAAUGGUGAAACACCACUUUUUUUGGCUGUCAGCAGUUGCCUCUUAGAAAAUGUCUGUUUGCUUCUUCUCAAUGGCUGCAAUCCAAAUGCCAAGAAUGUUGAAGGCAAUUCUCCUCUUCUUACAGCUGUUCUACAAGACUCCUACAAUAUGGCCGCCUUGCUGAUCAGCCAUGGAGCAGAUGUCAAUCUGCGGUGUGCCAACGAGAGGACAGCUCUCCACGAAGCAGCCAGGCUGGGCAGACGGGACAUAGCGAAGCUCCUGCUGGUUUCUGGGGCCCACCCUGACCCAAAGAGCUCCUAUGGAUUCACUCCUCUUGCUCUUGCUGCCCAAAGCGGACACACUAAAAUCAUGGAACUGUUACUGCAGAAAGGAGCUAAUGCUCUUGGUCAGGCCUCUGAUUCUUCUUCCAUCUUACUUGAAGCAGCUAGUGGAGGAAAUCCAGACUCUGUAACUCUCUUGCUAGAGUAUGGAGCUGAUGCCAACAUCCCUAAGAAUUCAGGCCACCUGCCCAUUCAUGUGGCAGCUGACAGAGGCCACUUGUUAGCUCUAAAGAUUUUGGUUCCAGUCACGGAUUUUGCUGCCAUUAAGCGGAGUGGCAUCAGUCCAGUUCACUGUGCAGCAGCAGGAGCACACCCCAAAUGCCUGGAACUUCUCAUCCGGGCUGGAUUUGAUGUAAAUUUCAUGCUAGAUCAGAGAAUUCGCAAACACUAUGAUGACCACAGGAAGUCAGCUUUGUAUUUUGCUGUAUCAAAUGGUGACCUCUCUUCAGUUAAGCUGCUUCUGAGUGCUGGAGCUCUGCCUAAUCAAGACCCAGUAAACUGCCUCCAGAUAGCCCUAAGGAUGGGCAACUAUGAGCUGAUAAGCCUGCUGCUACAGCAUGGGGCCAACGUUAAUUACUUCUGCAAAGUCAACCCUUUACAUUUCCCAUCUGCACUUCAAUACACGCUGAAAGAUGAAGUCAUGCUCAGGAUGCUGUUGAAUUAUGGGUAUGACAUAGAGCGAUGCUUUGAUUGUCCUCAUGGAGACAAAGUUCAUCCUUUCUAUACUUUUGUUGAAGGCUGGACAUCUACAGUUAUCAAAGAUACUAUGUUCUGCGAAGUAAUAACUUUGUCAUGGCUGCAACAUCUCUCUGGAAAGGUUGUUCGAGUGAUGCUUGAUUAUGUUGAUCAAGUUAGGAUCUGUUCAAAGUUGAAAGCUGUGCUCCAAAAACAGAGGCUCUGGUCAGAAAUCCAUUUUAUCUUGACAAACCCUCGCUCCCUGAAACAUUUGUGCCGCCUCAAGAUCCGGAAGUGUAUGGGACGUUUACACUUGCGCUGCCCCAUCUUCAUGUCAUUUCUUCCGUUACCCAAUCGUCUAAAGGCAUAUGUCCUUUACAAAGAACAUGACCUUUAUGAACAAGGAAUUUUCACAGGAACCUGGUAAUCAAACUAUUCUGGAUAAAAAGGUAUAUAAUUCCGCAGAUGUCUUUCUUAAAAUGUGACUUGUUACACUGAUUCAUAUUUCUCACUUUACCUAGCAACUAAAAUCUCAAUGCAGUCUACAUUCUUUAAAAAGUCACUCUGAACAUAGCCUCUCAACAGAUGGCUGGCAUACUGAAAGGCAGUUUUGUAAAAAUAAAACCCAAACAGUAAAAAUUUCAAUUAACUAAGAUACAUCAGUUCUAAUGCUGUAUUCAUCUUACUUUAAACGUAUAAAUCCACAUUUCUACAUGCUCAAAAUAAUAAAUGCUACCUCUGAUAAUUCAUGAUAAUUCUUAACAGUAAUCCUUCUUAUAGAGAAGUACAUAUAUAAAAUGUCUUAGUGACUGCAAUGAAUAAAGGACCCCAGUACAUGACCCUAAAAUUAGCUGUUCUUGUACAAAAGUCCCAAGGCCAGCUUAGUGUCUGUUUACUUGCAGAGUCCAUUACUGAGGUAAUUCAGUUAAUUGAAAGAGAACCUUCAAUUGCGAUUUCAUCAUUAAUGGGAUACAUGCGUUCCUUCUUUCUACAAAACCCUGGCUAAGGGUUACCAUUUAUUGGUUAAUGUGAUCACUAAAAGUGUUUUCAAAUGG
Messenger RNA from Lipotes vexillifer (Yangtze River dolphin), 2419 nucleotides. It is a transcript of the gene ASB14, whose product is annotated as ankyrin repeat and SOCS box containing 14. Lineage: Eukaryota; Metazoa; Chordata; Mammalia; Artiodactyla; Lipotidae. Gene Ontology annotation, molecular function: protein binding. The record is from RefSeq and is a predicted model, not a curated record. Gene Ontology annotation, biological process: intracellular signal transduction. The coding region runs from base 1 to 1791 and encodes 596 amino acids. Gene Ontology annotation, cellular component: cytoplasm. The transcript is spliced from 9 exons.